AUGGUUGUGGUGGCCUAUGGCGUCAGUAGCAGACAGCAAAAUUACAGGGUACGUGGUGCUCUGAUGUGUGGCGAUAAACCAGCGAAAGAUGUGCAAGUGAAAUUAGUCGAUGAUGAUUUUGGUCCGGACCCUGAUGAUGUGUUGGACUCGGGCUACACGGAUGCUAACGGAAAUUUCGAAUUGUUUGGCUCGACAGCGGAGCGAACCACCAUCGAUCCACAAUUAAGGUUCUAUCAUGACUGCAAUGAUGGGAUUACUCCUUGUCAACGACGAUGGAAGUUCGAACUACCAAAUCAAUAUAUCACCUCAGGUACGUCAUGUCAUUCUUUCUGA
Molecule: messenger RNA, 333 nt
Organism: Cooperia oncophora
Lineage: Eukaryota; Metazoa; Nematoda; Chromadorea; Rhabditida; Trichostrongylidae
Source: the annotation of a GenBank genome assembly